Messenger RNA from Trichobilharzia szidati, 878 nucleotides. Lineage: Eukaryota; Metazoa; Platyhelminthes; Trematoda; Strigeidida; Schistosomatidae. The record is from the annotation of a GenBank genome assembly.
ACUUAAAAUCAUGCGUUCCAGUGCCUACUAUAUUGCUGAUUACAUAAAAUACUGAAUGAUAGUUAUACCGAAAUGUUUUCCCUCACUACCACCUCGCUGUUAUUUUGAAAUUAAAAUAUUAGUGGAUGUUAUGUUGUAAUGGCCUAGUGUAACCUGUGAUAUUCUGCCUUACAGUUAAACUCGGCAACUUCCUAACAUAAUUUUUUAGGUGGACAUCCUGAUGACAUCUGAAACAGCUGAACAAAAAAUUACUCAUGCUUUACAAAUAGUGACUGGGAAUGUGGAAAAAUACUUCACACAACUUGUUGAGGAUAUAUGCUGCUGUGUAAUAACGAGGGAAGCAGUUUGGUUUGAAGAUACUAUCAAAAAAGUCAUACCUAAUUUUGAAAAGAGUACAUCUGAUGGAAUUGCAGAGAUUCUUUCUCAGUAUAACGUAAAUAACAAAGCUCUUUUAUUGGCCGAAGCUAAUGAAACAUUAAAACGCUCUGAAUCAUGGCGACCUUCUGGAGAUCCGGAAAAAGAUAUUCGAGCUCAUCUUCUCCCUCUCAACAAAUCUUUUCUGGCAAGUCUGACUCCUAUUUCCCGGAAGUUGCGCAGAAAAACGAGAAGACGUUUCGCCAAAUUGAAAAGGCUGCGUUGUACCCUGCAUGAUGAAAUAACUGAAUUUCAAUCGAUUGCAGAAAAAUUACAAAAAUUAACACUGGCUAUGGAAGAAGCUCCACCGCAUCUCCCCCCAAUUGACACCGUCUCCCUGACACCCUCACCUGACACUGAAAAUGAUGAGAAUGAGAAAAAUAUAUAAUCCGUAUUGUGGUAAUAAAACUUACCAUUGUCUCGUCGUUGAAUUUUGAAUUUGUUGACUGACAGGUUAGAUAAAA